Aureococcus anophagefferens is the source of this 1674-nucleotide messenger RNA. RefSeq lists its product as hypothetical. The record is from RefSeq and is a predicted model, not a curated record. Bases 1 to 1674 code for a protein of 557 amino acids. NCBI's taxonomy places the organism in Eukaryota, Pelagophyceae, Pelagomonadales, Pelagomonadaceae. The transcript has 4 exons.
AUGGCGGAGGACGUGCCGCUCGAGGAGCCGCCGGAGCCGGCGCCGGAGAGCUCGUCCGGGGGCUUCGCGCAGUUCAUGUGCUGCUCCACGGACAGCAUGGACAAGGACGGCUCGCGCGCGCCCGUGGACAUGUUCUGCUUCAAGGGCCGGGCCGAGGAGGACGUCGACGCGCCCGUGGACCCGCCGGGCGACGACGACGCGACGACCGACGCCGCGUGCCCCGGCGACAAGGGCGAGGCCUGGGCCGUGGGCGCCGCGGACAAGGAGGAGGCGACGUGGGCGCGCGAGGGCGCGGACCAGGCGCACAUCUUCGGCGAGGCGCCCGCGCCCGCGGCGGCACCGGCGCCGCCGCCACCGGACGACGCCGCACCCGCGCCGCCGCCCGCGCCCGGCAAGCGGCGCGCGUCCAUGGCGCCGAAGCCGGCAUCGGAGAAGAAGCGCAUGUCCAUCUUCGAGGCCAUGCAGGCGUCCGUCGCGAGCGCCGCGGGCAUGGGCGCCGACGACGAGGAGGCCGUCGUCCUCGAGGCCGUGCUCCACAAGAAGGGCAGCGGCGGCGGCUUGAUCUUCGGCAAGUCGGCCGCGUUCAAGAAGCGCAAGUUCGAGCUCGUCAAGCGCUGCCCUGCGCACUGCCGCGACGGCGAGGGCUGCGACGUCGGGCCCGUGCUCCGCUACUACGACGCCGCGGGCGCGCACUUCAAGGGCGCGAUCCUCCUCGACGGCUGCGAGGUCAACGCGCUGCCCGCGGCGACGCGGCCCCAGGACAAGUUCGUCUUCGAGGUCGUCUCCGGCGAGCGGCGCAACUACGUGCUCGCGUCUGCGACGGAGGAGCUCCGGGGCGAGUGGCUCCAGAAGCUCGAGGAGGAGAUCUCGCGCCACUCGGAGAUCCUCUCGGCGCUCGCGCCCGAGGCCAAGACGAAGCGCCGCGCGUCGAUCCAGAGCGCCAAGGCGGCCGCGGACGAGGAGAGCGCCGAGGCCGAGGCGGCCGACGACGACGGCGACGCGCCCGAGGAGCCGGCGGAGCGGCCGCCCCUCGAGUCGCCCGGGUCCAAGAAGGGCUCCAUGUUCAACCUCUUCAAGCGGUCGAGCUCGAAGGACCUCGGCGCGGGCCCGCGCGGACGCCGGCCGCCGGCUCCGGGGGCGUCGACCGAACGCAAGGGCGAGGCGCUCUGCGCGGGGCCGCUCCACUACAAGACCGUCGUCAAGUCCAUGUUCGGCGGCUCCAAGGCCGUCUGGAAGAAGCGCAAGAUGGAGCUCGUGCCGUCGUCGUCCGACGACGUCGGCCCCGUGCUCCGCUGCACGAAGACCAAGGGCUCCGGCGACAAGAAGGAGGCCCUCUUCCAGAUCGUCCUCGAGGGCUGCACGGUGCGCGACGACGACGCCAAGCCCACGAAGAAGGCCGCGGCCUUCGCGAUCAACCACGCGACCUACACGGAGCCCAAGGUCUUCUACGCGGACGGAAACGACGAGCGCGACAAGUGGACGGAGCAGCUCAAGGCGGCCGUCGCCGACUACAAGGAGAGCCUCGCCAAGGAGGCCGAGUCCGCGCCCGCCGAGGUCGCGAAGAAGACCGAGACCAUCAAGAAGGCGCGGCGCGCGUCCCUCACGCUCGAGGAGAGCGUCGCCCACGUCGACGACGACGCGGACGACGGCGACGCCGCCGCGGGCCUCGACUGA